AUGAAGGGCGUCAUCGCCGUUUGCAUGUCGCUGACUCCCGAGCUGCUGAAGAUGGAGCGUGCGAAGCUGAUCGACGACGCAUUGACGUACGACGAGGAUGUGAGCUGCCUCAGUGGGAAGAUUCUGGCACAAUUCCUGCGGGACCACAACAUCAAGGCGGGCGGCUGCAUCAUUGGGGAGCCCACGGACGUUGACUUUGUAAUGGGGCACAAGGGCAUUAAGACAAACGAAAUUUACGUGCGUGGCAAGGCGAUGCGCUCGCCCCUGUUGCCGUACGCCUGCAACACCAUUGAACAUGGCACCAGCAUUGUGCGGUUUCUGUGCGAUAUUGGACGGGGGUUUUGUGAAAAAGGCCUCUUCAACAAACAUCACUAUACCCCGUACACCACCCUCUGCUUCUCUACCAUUCGUAACGGUAUCUCGGUGAAUACGGUGCCGGCGGACUACCGCGUCACGUUUGAACCUUGUUACGUUCCCAAUCACUCUGGGGGAUGGGAUCCCAAAGCGCGUCGCGGGCUUUGUUGCUGCGACAACAGCAAAGAUGAGGUAAGAGGAUAG
This is a messenger RNA of Trypanosoma rangeli, 558 nucleotides long. Its product is annotated as acetylornithine deacetylase-like. Lineage: Eukaryota; Euglenozoa; Kinetoplastea; Trypanosomatida; Trypanosomatidae. The transcript has a single exon. The record is from RefSeq and is a predicted model, not a curated record. Bases 1 to 558 code for a protein of 185 amino acids. Gene Ontology annotation, biological process: L-arginine biosynthetic process. Gene Ontology annotation, molecular function: acetylornithine deacetylase activity.